Messenger RNA from Coniophora puteana RWD-64-598 SS2, 2101 nucleotides. RefSeq names its product PARP-domain-containing protein. NCBI's taxonomy places the organism in Eukaryota, Fungi, Basidiomycota, Agaricomycetes, Boletales, Coniophoraceae. Gene Ontology annotation, molecular function: NAD+ poly-ADP-ribosyltransferase activity. The transcript has 16 exons. Bases 298 to 1917 code for a protein of 539 amino acids. The record is from RefSeq and is a predicted model, not a curated record.
CCGAUGCCAGUGCUGAUGCCAGUGCGGACGCUGCUGAUGCUAAGCCGGCUUCUACGCGUACAACGCGUUCCAGGACCAAACCUGCUUCUGCAGCGGCUCAGCCGUCGUCUGCCGCUGCUGCUGACGCCAAACCCGCGUCCAAGGCUGCUGCAAAGCCUAAAUCAGCCGGGGCUGCUAAGGCGGCAGCGAAGCCUGCAUCGAAACCCAAGUCCACUGCCAAGGGCAAGCGCGCUCGUCCCGCUGACGACGAGGACGACGAGGACGCGCCCGCGAAGAAGUCCAAGAAGGACGACGUAGAUGACGCCGACGCCGAUGUCGACGACAAGGAUGACGACAAGAAGGACGCCAAGAUGGGUCACGGUCGUGAAACGCGGUGCUGCGCCUGUUGACCCCGAGUCUGGCUAUGUCGCGACCCAUCAAGUCUAUAACGGCAUGAACACCGUCUGGGAUGCCAUGCUUAAUCAGACCGAAGUCGGCUCAAACAAGAACAAGUUCUAUGUCAUUCAGGUCCUUCAUCCAGCUGGGAAUGACAACCAGUGCUUCAUGUUCACGCGCUGGGGCCGUGUUGGCGAGCGCGGUCAGUCCAAGUCCAACCCCUUGACGUCUCCCACUGGUGCAGUCAGUGACUUCAAGAAGCAGUUCCGCGCGAAGUCUGGCGUCGCAUGGGAGAGUCGCCAUGGCAUGGUGGCUGGCAAAGGCAAAUAUACGUGGCUGGAGCGAUCUUUCGAAGAUGAGAGCGACGACAAGAAGGACGAUAAUGCUGAGAUGAAGGACUCGCCUCCGAUUGCAGCGUCCAAGCUCCACCCAAAUAUUCAGACAUUCUGCAACUUUAUAUUCAACGCGCGCCUGAUCGAUGCGACACUUUCGUCGAUGAACUAUGACGCGAACAAGUUACCUCUCGGCAAGCUAGCCAAAAACACGAUUUUGCAAGGCUUCGCCGCACUCAAGAGACUUGCAGAAGCCAUUGACCAGCCCAAUGGGGACCUCGCGAAGUCAAUGGGAGGGUUAGCCAAUGCAUGCCAGGAGCUCACGAGCCAAUACUACUCCAUCAUCCCGCACGUCUUCGGGCGCACUAGGCCGACGGUCAUUAACAAUGCCGUCGCUCUCAAGAAGGAGCUUGAUCUCGUCGACGCUUUGGGUGAUAUGCAAAUCUCGCACGAGGUGCUGAACACGGCGUUGAAAUUGGACGAGGACGGGAACCUUGUGAACCCGGUCGACUCGCAAUAUGCGUCGCUCGGGUUGACGAGCAUGGAUCCUGUUGAUCAGGGGACGUCUGAGUUUGCGCGGCUCGCGGCCUAUGUCAGAGACACGCAUGGCGAGACGCAUUCGAAUAUUUCAGCGAGCAUUGUGAACGCGUUCAGAGUCGAGCGGGCCACUGAGACUGAGGCAUGGAAUAAUGCUGGUUUCGACAAGCUUGCCGCUGGCGAGCGGAUGCUGCUUUGGCACGGAAGCCGCUCUACCAACUUUGCGGGUAUUCUCUCGCAGGGUUUGCGUAUUGCGCCUCCUGAAGCACCUGUAACGGGUUACAUGUUCGGAAAGGGCGUUUACUUCGCUGAUAUCAUGACCAAGUCGGCAAACUACUGUCACUCAUACCUGAGUGAUAACAUUGGCGUGAUGCUUUUGUGUGAAGUCGCCGCGAAGCCGUUCCUCGAGCUCAACGACUCGAGUUAUACCGCCGAUGCUGACUGCAAAGCCGCAAAGAAGCUUGCUACAAAAGGUGUCGGACGCACGCAGCCCACAGAGUGGGAGGACGCGGCCGCUGCUCUGAACCACCCCGAGCUGGGCGGAUGCCAUAUUCCCCAAGGAAAGCCUUCGAACGUCAACCCCGACGGAGCGUGGUUGCAGUAUAACGAGUACAUUGUGUAUGACCCGGCCCAAAUCAGGCUGAGGUACUUGUUGAUGGUCAAGAUGCGGUGAUGGGGCGUUGGUUGCUUUUUGGCUUUGCCGGAUAUCUGUAUAGAUUUGUUCUAAUCCUUGUUGUUGGUAUCCUUGGCUUCAACUGUUUGUUCAUACGAGUUUAUAUGAUUAUGUCUAGAAUCACCCUUUAUGUUAUGCCACCAGGGCCUCUGUUCAGUUCUUAAGAUAAGGCAUUGGUUGUCUU